ACCUCUAGUAUCACGAGAUGACUACGCACGUACGACACAACAUGGAUUGAUCCUCCUAACAAAUCCAAAUCCAUAAUCCAUAAUAUUCUCGCCUGCUCAACAGCGCCCUUACCAUCAUCACCGCUCCUCACCAUGCCACCCAUCCCAAGCGCAGUGCAAGAUGCGUUCGCCGACCCUCCGAGCCCUCCAUCGCCAACCGCAAGCUUCUACGACUUGAGUGACGAUGAGGAGGGCGGGUACAGCACCAUAAAACACACUCGGACGGGCAAAGGCGUUAAACUGCUGUACACCAAGAGCAAGGUCUACCUCCACCCUACGCCGUCCGCCAAAGACAAUGUCGCCGGCUACAUCGCUUUGGUCCAGCAGAAGCCCGGCACAGGAUCACUCUCGAGUCCGGGAAGCAGUAAAGACAAAUCAUCGGAAAAGCACAGCCUCUUACUGUCUUGGACGCCCGAGGGCAACUUGGUCGAAUCUAAGGACAUCUACACCAAAGUCGAGCUCGCCGAAUCCGACUCUCCCCCCACACACUCCCCACUCGUCCCCGCUCCGCCCAUUACGACGGAACACUCCUCUUCCUCCCUCGGCGCCUCCGCCUUCGCCGUCCCGCUGAGCGAGAUCUACAGCAUCACCGUCCGCCCUCCAAGCUCAGGCUGGUGGUUCGGCAGCAUUAUCAUCAACACCCGCCACGGCAGCAGCUUCCCGCCCCUCUUCUUCCACGACUCCGAGUGUCAGUCGACGAUUCAGCAGCGCAAAAAGUUGCAAAGAGAGACGUUCGACAUCGCGGGCCAGCACGGAGGCGUAUUCUGGGGCGGAGAUGAAAUCAUCCGGUGGUUGAAGGCGUACGUCACGGCGGAGAGGAGCACGCAAGAGCCCAACAUUUACCUCAUUGACCCGAGCGAUGCGGACAAACUGUCUUUUGCGAGUGGCGGGAAGCCGACGCCGCAGCACGUGAAGAAUGUGCUAGAGGGGAAAAACAAGGACGAUAAGGCUGCUGCGGGAAAGAAUAAGGAUGGACAGGCGGAUCCCGUCGGGACGGCUUUGAAGCAGGCGCGAUGGAGUUUCCUGGAGAAAAUGAGCCAAGUCACCACCUUCACACGCCGCACGGCGCAGGCGGUCGCCGAGAACAAGAACGUGCCGUCGCAUGUUCGAGCGUUGAUGCGAAAUCCGCAGGUGCAGACCGUUAGUGACGAGUUCGACUCUGCGCGCUUGUAUCUCGCUAGAUGGGCGAUGGGCAUCGCGGAGCAGUCCGAGCGCGAACGCAAUCAACGUAUUUGGACCGCGAAGGAUUUACUGGAGAUGGAAGACUCCGAGGUUGGGCAGUUUGAACUUCUCGAUGCCGAGGCGAUGAGUCUUACCGAUAGGAGGAAGCCGGUGACGCAGCAGGAGUGGAAUGGGUAUUUCAACACGCGACUGGGCCGGUUAGAGAAGACGCCGGAUGAGGUCAAGGAGCGAAUCUUCCAUGGAGGAUUAGCUGAUGACGGCGUGCGGAAAGAGGCGUGGCUGUUUUUGUUGGGAGUCUACGACUGGCAAAGCACCAAGGAUGAACGACACGCCAAGAUGAACAGCCUGCGAGACGAAUACAUCCGCCUGAAAGGCGCGUGGUGGGAGCGGAUGGUGGACGAGCAAGGCACGCUGGAAGAGCGCGAAUGGUGGAAAGAGCAGCGCAUGCGAAUAGAAAAAGACGUCCACCGCACCGACCGCCACCUCCCCAUCUUCGCCGGCGAAGACAUUCCCCAUCCCGACCCCGACUCCCCCUUCGCCGAAAGCGGCACCAACGUCCACCUAGAGCAGAUGAAAGACAUGCUCCUCACCUACAACGAAUACAACCGCGACCUGGGCUACGUACAAGGCAUGUCCGACCUGCUAGCCCCCAUCUACGCCAUCGAGCAAGACGACGCAGUCGCCUUCUGGGCCUUCACAAACUUCAUGCAGCGCAUGGAGCGCAACUUCCUCCGCGACCAGUCCGGCAUGCGCCUGCAACUCCUCACCCUCGACCAACUCUGCCAACUCCUCGACCCCGCGCUCUACGAGCACCUGCGCCGCCUCGACAGCACCAACUUCUUCUUCUUCUUCCGCAUGCUGCUCGUCUGGUUCAAGCGCGAGUUCGACUUUGAGCACAUCCUGCGCCUCUGGGAGGCCCUGUGGACGGACUACCUGUCCGCCGAUUUCCACAUCUUCAUCGCCAUGGCGGUGCUUGAGAAGCAUCGCGAGGUGAUUAUCGGGCAUUUGAAGGGCUUUGAUGAAGUGCUCAAAUAUGUGAAUGAGUUGUCGGGCACGAUUGAUUUGAUGAGCACGUUGGUGCGGGCCGAGGCGCUGUUUGGGCGGUUCAGGCGCAUGGUCGAGGCGGUCGAUCGCAAGGCUGCGUUUCCUGCGCCUGCGAACGUAAGGCAGAGACUCCCUAUGCCGCCGGAUACAUCGAAGCCCGGUGCGGAUGGUAGACCGAGAGUCAGUUCUCAGUCUUCUUCGUCCGGUACUGCUGCUGCAGGGCCUCGAGCCGGUACCCUUGGGUCCAUCAUCGCGGGUACGCAGAGGAGGUCGAGUGGUGCCCCGGGUGGGGCAGUUACCAGCGGUCGCGAGCAGAGUGCCGGCCAACCUGGGAGUUCUGUUGUGCCUGAGGGCGAGGAGCCGGAGAAAGAAAGGGUGAUUUCGCCGGAACUCAGAGCGCUGCUGAAUCGCGAGGUGCCGAAGUUGGACAAGGCGGAGGUUAGGGAGCAUGGAGGUGGGGUUGGGAGUUGAUGGACGUCUCUUACUUACUCUGAAGGGAUGUGGCACGAAUGGUUUACGAGUUUCACGUAGGCAUUGGAGUUGAAAGGCAAUGGAGCUGGCGUAUGGAUCUUCAUCGGUUGGCGAUCGCGCUAUGUAUACUAGGCAGGGAAAAGAGAUCUCCGGACUGCUCCAG
Messenger RNA from Neohortaea acidophila, 2899 nucleotides. Its product is annotated as rab-GTPase-TBC domain-containing protein. NCBI's taxonomy places the organism in Eukaryota, Fungi, Ascomycota, Dothideomycetes, Mycosphaerellales, Teratosphaeriaceae. Gene Ontology annotation, molecular function: GTPase activator activity. The coding region runs from base 133 to 2736 and encodes 867 amino acids. Gene Ontology annotation, biological process: activation of GTPase activity. The transcript is spliced from 2 exons. The record is from RefSeq and is a predicted model, not a curated record.